AUGCAUUUCACAGCAGUCACUAAGAGGACAGGUGCCAGGCCUUGGGGUGAAGCUGAAUCAGAGUGGGCUGUCCCCUAUUCCUUGGAGAUUGUGGCACUGAUGGCGGCUUUGUUGAAGAGAGCGAGCGACUACAUGAAGACCAAGGAGUUCCGUGACUACAUAACCAGUACGCACUUCUGGGGCCCUAUGGCCAACUGGGGUCUUCCGUUGGCUGCCUUUAGGGACAUGAAGGCUUCUCCAGACAUUAUCAGUGGCCGAAUGACGACAGCGCUUAUCUUCUAUUCCAUGGCUUUCAUGCGCUUCGCCUACCGUGUACAGCCUCGAAACUUGCUGUUGAUGGCCUGCCAUGGCGCCAAUGUAGUGGCUCAAAGUAUACAGGCAGGCCGUUUCUUAACCUACCACUAUGGCGACAGUGCUGUGAACAAAGUGAAAAGUACAUCUGACACCCCAGACACCACUGAUUAAUGCAGCCACUCAUAUAUCAUCUUCAGCCUCAAGUAACCAGUAGUGUCUGAAACUAUUUUCUUAAUGACUGUGGACUGGAUUGAAACUUUGUGACCUCAAACACUGAAGAAAAAAAAAAAGUAGGAAAAGAACUGUGUUUUGAUGCUAAUGAAGUAGUGGGAAGCCAAUUCAAACCUGCAGUUUAGUUAAUAAAAACAGAAACAUUAAAAAAUAUAACAAAUU
Molecule: messenger RNA, 687 nt
Organism: Erinaceus europaeus (western European hedgehog)
Lineage: Eukaryota; Metazoa; Chordata; Mammalia; Eulipotyphla; Erinaceidae
Product: mitochondrial pyruvate carrier-like protein
Exons: 1
Coding region: 1-465 (154 amino acids)
Biological process (GO): pyruvate import into mitochondria
Cellular component (GO): mitochondrial inner membrane
Source: RefSeq, a predicted model, not a curated record